AUGCAUCUUGUUUCUUACUUGUCUGUCGCGUUGACGGCCGUUGGCCUGGCUGUGGCCGCGCCGCAGCCGGGUGUCAUGAAGCGCUCCCCAGAGCCUACCUUUGAAAAUGGCAAAUACCUGGUCGAUCGUGCCACCUCCUUCUCCAAGAAGGCAACUUACACCUUCACUGGAAGCAGUCUGCCCCAAGGAUUGUCCGCAAGCAACUACAAGGCCGGUAGCACCCACAGAUUUACCCCGUCCAACAUCAAAGUCCGCAAUGGCUACCUUGAGCUUCUGGUCAACGGAGGCCAGACCGCAAUGCCGUACAAGAGCGGCGAGGUUGUUACCGAUAUCGAGAACAUCAAGUAUGCUAGUGUUAGAACUGUCGCUAUUUUGUCCGAACCCGCUGGCGUUUGCAAUGGCAUGUUCUUCUACAAGUCUGACACACAGGAGACGGAUAUCGAAUGGCUUUCCGAUAAGAAUUCGGAGUCUAAUGCCGGCACGCGCAGGCUCUGGUUUACGAACCAGGAUGCAAACGGUGACGGCAAAAGCACAUACAAGGCGGUCACUCCGCCCUCGAACCCGACUACCACUGAGCAUGAGUACCGUAUCGACUGGACGGCCGGUUUGGUUAAGUUUUACGUCGAUGGCGUCAAGCAAUGGGAAACAACCAAGGACGUCCCCAGUCAGUCUGGUCCUUGGAUCUGGAACAACUGGUCUAAUGGCGACAAGGGCUGGAGCGCUGGACCUCCGAAAAAGGACGCUGUCUUCAAGAUCAAAAAGAUCGAGAUGUACUACAACACUGCUUAA
Messenger RNA from Ilyonectria robusta, 789 nucleotides. RefSeq names its product concanavalin A-like lectin/glucanase domain-containing protein. Gene Ontology annotation, molecular function: hydrolase activity, hydrolyzing O-glycosyl compounds. Lineage: Eukaryota; Fungi; Ascomycota; Sordariomycetes; Hypocreales; Nectriaceae. The transcript is spliced from 2 exons. Gene Ontology annotation, biological process: carbohydrate metabolic process. Bases 1 to 789 code for a protein of 262 amino acids. The record is from RefSeq and is a predicted model, not a curated record.